GAGCUGCCCUCCGUAGAUUGACCAUCCACUACUGUUGCUUCCCGCCUUUCUGUCGACAUCGCUGUCUGGCUACUUACUCACUGCCCAGCAUGAAUUGUGAUAUCUGCGAACGAGCGCAUCAUCCCAAGCGCCUGCCCUUUCUUUGUGUGGUCAAUGCCAGAAAUGAACUCUACGAGGGACGUAUCGCAAACGCGAAGAUUCUUAUGGAAAUAGAGGCCAUUGAAUCCAAAGUCAACAAGCUCCUGUCUGAAAACGAUGCCAGCUCUGCCUCUUCUACUUCAAAUCGGCCUUCGCGUGCUUACAUCGAGAGUUGCGCUUCGGAAGAGAACAAAAUUAGAGAGAGGACCGAGCGCAUCAUCGCAUCGGCUGACAAACUGAGGGACAAAGUCGCCGCCGCCAAGAAAAUGAUUGAGGAGAGCCGAGCCGCUCUCGCACAAAGGAAAUCCGAUAUAUCUGCUGCGUCUCAAGCAGUGAAGGCGCGCCGAACUCGGGAGAUAGACGAAACAAGGAAGGCCAUCAAGAUGAAAAAGUACACCUGGGACAGGGAAUACGAGGCCAUGACCCAGUACAAGGCCGCCCUCUGCAUGGAAGUCGCUAAGCUCUACAGGCUACAACGGGUUCGGCGUGGCAACCCAGUACGAUUCGAGUAUAAAAUAGGGGGCAUUGAUAUCGUUGACCUCCAGAACAUGAAUAGUGUUCAGCCGGAGCUUAUAUCAGCAUCUCUCAGUUACAUUGCUCAUCUACUAUUCCUUGCUUCACAUUAUCUAUCCAUUCGUCUUCCGGCAGAGAUUACGUUGCCUCAUAAUGAUUAUCCUCGGCCGACCAUAUUUUCCCUGAGCUCUUCGUAUCAACAUGACGAAGUUGCCUUCCCCGGUUCAUCGCCCAUACCUACUGAUACGAGGGAUCGGCAGUUUACGAACGUCCCUUUCCCGCGGCCAUUAUUUAUCGACAAGCCACUUACGACACUCUCUAAGGAGGAUCCCGCAACACACAAUGCUUUCAUUGAAGCCGUCUGUCUACUCGCUUAUGAUAUCGUUUGGCUGUGCCGCACGCAGGGUGUUCCAGUGGGUGACAUUAACAACCACUUUGACUCGUUUGCCAGUAUUGGUCGAAAUAUGUACAACCUCCUCAUCAACUCCUCUCUUCAGCGCAAUCCGCAGCAGAUAGCCGAUGAUAUCGGGAACUCACUUGUGGCUAACGAGGGCAAUGGACCCGCCGAACUCGGCAAGGGUGCACCUCGGAUGGGGCUGUAUUCUCACGGUAGCGGGCACACAUUCCUGGGUAGCGCUGCAGGAAACGACCUGAUGCGAAACUUCAAGCUACCUAACCCCAUCAAACUUGCUGACAAGCUAAAAUCCAAACUCAACCACGAGAAUCCUAUCCCGGAAUGGGAGGUACUUGAUGAUGAUGCCUGGGCCCCAGACGACGGUGAUGAUGGGGUUUUCAUUGGAGGGGCGCGGCCCAAUCCCAGGUACAACGAUCGGGCCCGGUACGGCUUCGAGAGCUACAUGAGCGUCAAUACGGUUAAAAGCGGUGGAAAUGGCGAUACUCAAAUGGCCACUGGCCAUGGCUUUAACGGCAAAAGUCGCGAAAAGGGAGAGAGGAACACGAACGGCUGGACGAAGGUCAAGCCGAGAUAGGAGGUUUAACAUUUCUAAGCUGUGAUGUCCGGAGUAUCAUGUCUCUGGUGGAUAAUAAGGAUCGUAUAUAGCAGUGAAUCACAUACAUCAUCAUACCAUGUGCUCAAUGCCCUCCUUUCGGGGGUUGUAGACAGGGAGUUAUUUGUGCAUCCAUCAAUAUUACAUAUAUAUACAUAGCACACACUAUGGAGAAGACAUAAUUAGAGUAAGAGUAUCAGGGGACGAUGACAGCAACAAAGCUAG
Molecule: messenger RNA, 1883 nt
Organism: Xylaria bambusicola
Lineage: Eukaryota; Fungi; Ascomycota; Sordariomycetes; Xylariales; Xylariaceae
Exons: 2
Coding region: 90-1640 (516 amino acids)
Biological process (GO): SNARE complex assembly
Cellular component (GO): lytic vacuole; endosome
Molecular function (GO): SNARE binding
Source: RefSeq, a predicted model, not a curated record